Phaethon lepturus (White-tailed tropicbird) is the source of this 1406-nucleotide messenger RNA. It is a transcript of the gene ATP6V1H, whose product is annotated as ATPase, H+ transporting, lysosomal 50/57kDa, V1 subunit H. The transcript is spliced from 12 exons. Lineage: Eukaryota; Metazoa; Chordata; Aves; Phaethontiformes; Phaethontidae. The annotation marks the transcript as partial. The record is from RefSeq and is a predicted model, not a curated record. Gene Ontology annotation, cellular component: lysosomal membrane; vacuolar proton-transporting V-type ATPase, V1 domain. Gene Ontology annotation, molecular function: proton-transporting ATPase activity, rotational mechanism. Gene Ontology annotation, biological process: proton transmembrane transport.
GGUACAUUUUAAUUAUCAGUUAAGAUGGAUAUCCGAGGUGCUGUAGAUGCUGCUGUCCCAACAAACAUUAUUGCUGCCAAAGCUGCUGAAGUUCGGGCAAACAAAGUAAACUGGCAGUCGUAUCUCCAAGGGCAGAUGAUUUCAGGUGAAGACUGUGAAUUUAUUCAAAGAUUUGAACAGAAAAGAAAUCCAGAAGAAAAACAGGAGUUGUUGCAAACAGAAGGCAAUCAAUGCGCUAAAACAUUUAUAAACUUGAUGACUCAUAUCUCCAAGGAACAGACGGUUCAGUACAUUCUGACUAUGGUUGAUGAUAUGCUGCAAGAAGAUCAUCAGCGUGUUUGUAUCUUCUUUGAUUAUGCAAAACGUGGUAAAAACACUGCAUGGUCCUAUUUUCUGCCGAUGUUAAAUCGACAAGAUCUUUUCACUGUGCAUAUGGCAGCAAGAAUUAUUGCCAAACUGGCUGCGUGGGGGAGGGAACUUAUGGAAGGCAGUGACUUGAAUUACUAUUUCAACUGGAUUAAAACUCAGCUCAGUUCACAGAAACUACGUGGUACAGCGGGUUCUAUGGAAGCAGGAGCAGUCUCCACAAGUGAUAGUUCCCAGUAUGUACAAUGUGUUGCUGGAUGUCUGCAGCUGAUGCUCAGGGUCAACGAAUAUCGCUUUGCAUGGGUAGAAGCAGAUGGAGUAAAUUGUAUCAUGGGGGUCUUGAGCAACAAAUGUGGCUUUCAGCUCCAGUAUCAGAUGAUUUUCUGUGUGUGGCUGCUGGCAUUUAGCCCUCAAAUGUGUGAAUAUCUCCGUCGGUAUAAUAUUGUUCCGGUGCUGUCAGAUAUUCUGCAGGAGUCUGUCAAAGAGAAGGUGACUAGAAUCAUCCUUGCAGCAUUUCGGAAUUUAUUAGAGAAAUCAACUGAGAGAGAAACUCGCCAAGAAUAUGCUCUUGCCAUGAUUCAGUGUAAAGUUUUAAAGCAGCUAGAGAAUUUGGAUCAGCAGAAAUAUGAUGAUGAAGACAUAAGUGAAGAUAUCAAAUUUCUACUGGACAAGCUUGGUGAGAGUGUGCAAGACCUUAGCUCCUUCGAUGAGUACAGUUCUGAGCUCAAGUCAGGAAGACUGGAGUGGAGUCCUGUACACAAGUCUGAGAAAUUUUGGCGGGAGAAUGCUGUAAGACUAAAUGAGAAGAAUUAUGAACUACUUAAAAUCCUGACAAAACUUCUGGAGGUUUCUGAUGACCCACAAGUGCUGGCUGUAGCUGCUCAUGAUGUGGGAGAAUAUGUACGACAUUAUCCCCGUGGGAAACGAGUGAUUGAACAACUUGGUGGUAAACAGCUGGUAAUGAACCACAUGCAUCAUGAAGACCAGCAAGUUCGUUACAAUGCACUACUGGCUGUGCAGAAGCUGAUGGUCCAUAACUG